This is a messenger RNA of Ogataea angusta, 2046 nucleotides long. RefSeq lists its product as uncharacterized. The transcript has a single exon. Lineage: Eukaryota; Fungi; Ascomycota; Pichiomycetes; Pichiales; Pichiaceae. Gene Ontology annotation, cellular component: nucleolus; Noc2p-Noc3p complex; Noc1p-Noc2p complex. The record is from RefSeq and is a predicted model, not a curated record. Gene Ontology annotation, biological process: ribosomal large subunit biogenesis. The coding region runs from base 1 to 2046 and encodes 681 amino acids.
AUGGCUAAAGCGAAGAAGUCCACCAAAAAAUUCCAGGCGAAGAACCUGAAGAGCACAAUUGAGCAACGGAAGAAGGUACAAAAGUACAACAAACUUCACAAAAAGAAGGGCUCCUCUGGUUCUGCUCCUCAACCUGAGGACAAAAGAGAUAAAGAAAUUUUUGAGGAUAUGGAUGUCGAAGAGUUUUUCGAUGCCGACAUAGAUGUCCCUAAAAAAGCAGCUUCAAAGAGCCAAAAGGAUGAAGAUAGCGAAGAUGAUAGCAGUUCUAGCGGCAGCGAAGCAGAGCUCGACGCGCAAGAUCUAAAGGACUUGGAAAAAGACGAUCCAGAGUUUUAUAAGUACUUGCAGGAAAAUGACAAGGAUCUGUUAGAUUUCAAGCCUGUCAAUCCACUCGAAGCAAUGAGCGAUGAUGAGGAUGAUGAAGAUGUGGUAGAAGAGGAAAGAGCGGAGGAAGAAGAGACCAGAGAGGGAGACGCCAUUGAAGUGACACUAGAUAUGAUUAAACAGUGGGAGGCCAAUUUAAGGUCUGACCAGCCUACCAUCAAAACCUUGAAAACAGUCGUCAUUGCUUUUAAGGCUGCAGUCCACACAGGAUCCUCAGGAACUUACAAAUAUAGCGUUACAGACGAAAAAGCUUUUCACAAGUUGAUGUUCCUCGCAUUGCAACAACUAGCUUUAAGUGUUCAGAAAUUGGUGCCCUACAAAAUUUCGUCUCACGGUACAAGAAAUUUACCUUCGAACAAGAAAGUCGCCCAAAUCAGCACCCUUCUCAAGUCGCAUGCAGGAUCGUUGAUUUUGCUCCUCAACGAUAUCACCAACACCGAGACAGCCACGUUGGUGCUGAAGUCCGUUCAAGAACUGCUUCCAUACUAUGUUUCUCACAGAAAGCUCAUCAAAGAGAUGAUGAACGCCGUGGUGAACGUUUGGAGCUCUUCUCAAGACGUGGAAACGCAAAUAGCGGCAUUUGCGUUUCUCAAUAACUCCAGCAGAGAAUUUCCAAAAGCCAUUCUCGAGCUAGUUCUGAAAACCACCUAUUCCAGUUUCAUCAAAAAGUGCAGAAAGACCAAUGUCCACACAAUGCCUAUGAUCAAUUUCCAAAAGAACUCGGCCGUGGAGCUUUUUGGGAUUGACAAGACUCUCAGCUUCCAGGUCGGAUUUGAAUACAUUCGUCAGCUGGCUAUUCAUUUGAGAAACAGCGUCAACAACACCACCAAGGACAGCUACAAAGCAAUUUACAACUGGCAAUAUUGCCACUCGCUAGAUUUUUGGUCUAGAAUGAUUUCCGUUCACUGCCACCCAGAGACGGAAAAGGCCAACAAGAAAGAGAGUCCCCUGCGGCAGCUAAUCUAUCCUCUGGUCCAGGUCACUUUGGGAGCUAUUAGACUGCUACCAACAGCCCAGUUUUUCCCCCUACGCUUCUAUCUCAUUAGAUCCCUCAUUAGACUAUCCCAAAACACAGGUGUGUACAUCCCACUCUUUCCACUAGUUGUCGAAGUGCUCAACUCCUCGGCUGUCACCAAAAAACCAAAGCACGCUAAUCUCCAGGCCGUUUCGUUCGAUUACGUCAUCAAGGUUCCUAAGCAGUACCUCGGGAGCAGAGUAUACCAGGAGGGACUCAUUGAGCAGGUUGUUGAAUUGGCGGCCGAGUUCUUUGUUCUGCACUGCAAAAGCAUCGCUUUCCCAGAGCUGAUCACCCCGGCUGUGAUUUAUUUGAGACGCUACAUGAAGAAAUCCACCAACAUCAAGCUUGUGAAACAGCUGGGCACCCUGGUGGAGAAACUCAACGCAAACGCCAAGUACAUUGAGAAAGAGAGAUCCAGUGUUGAGUUUGGACCUAACAAUAGAGUUGAAGUUGGUAUGUUCUUACACGAAGUCGAUUGGCAAAAGACACCAUUGGGAGCAUACGUUGCAGUGCAGCGUGAGGUGAAAGAGACUCGUGAAAAGGCUCUGCGCGAAUCUCUUGAGAGCGAUGUUGACGGCGGAAGCGGUGGAAGCGACGUGAGCGACGCUGAAGAGGUCGAUGUAGACUCUGAAGAGGAAGAAUAA